Sceloporus undulatus (fence lizard) is the source of this 1432-nucleotide messenger RNA. RefSeq names its product protein DGCR6-like. NCBI's taxonomy places the organism in Eukaryota, Metazoa, Chordata, Lepidosauria, Squamata, Phrynosomatidae. The transcript has 5 exons. Bases 116 to 772 code for a protein of 218 amino acids. The record is from RefSeq and is a predicted model, not a curated record.
CUUCUUUGCUUCCACUGCCCCCAGAAACUGAAGCCGCAGCGCCGCCGUCCGGGCUCCCGCUUUAGCGCUAGGCCGAGGCCCAAGUCGGGGCCUCGAGUGGCAACCGCCGCCGGCUAUGGCGCGCUUCGGCGCGGCUUUCAUCUACGACGAUGACGAGGAUGUGGCUGGAGUAGUAGGCCCCGCGGGCUACGGAGAAGUCGGGGGCGGCGACCGGCGAGCCAGGCAGCAGGCCCGCCACUACCAGCUCCUCUCCGAGCUCCAGGCCCUGGUCAAGGCCCUUCCCAGUUCCUCGCAGCAAAGGCUGUCCUACACCAUCCUCAGCGACCUGGCUUUGGCGCUCAUUGACGGGACGGUCUUUGAGAUUGUGCAAGGCCUGCUGGAGAUCCAGCACUUGACGGAACGCAACCUUUACAACCAGCGCCUCAAGCUGCACAGCGAGCACCGAGUUCUCAAGCAGGAGAUGCUGCACAAGCACAAGGAUGCCCAGCAAUGCUGCAAACCUCACAACCUCCCCCUUCUCAAAGCAGCGCACCAGAGGGAGCUUCAGGCCAUGGAGCAGCACAUUCACGAAGAGCAGCAGAUGAUGGACAAGAAAAUUGUAUUGGAACUGGAUCAGAAAGUCAUUGACCAGCAGAGCACCUUGGAGAAAGCCGGCGUCUCUGGGUUUUAUAUCACCACCAACCCUCAGGAACUGACUCUCCAGAUGAAUCUGCUAGAGCUCAUUCGGAAGCUGCAGCAGAAAGAGUCGCAGCCAAAAAAGCCUUUCUCUUGAGGAGGAGAGGGUGGCAGAGGAGCCCAAUUCCUGCUUCGAGUCACACUGCACCUGGGGGGGGGGGGUCAUCUUUACAGAGGUGGUGAAAUGUUUUAUUUUUAUAUAGAGAAGAUGGGUACGUCGAAUUUCAUUCCAGAGCGCAGAAGAAACAGGGAACCAUGUGUAAGGUUUUACGUUUCUCAAUAAGACCAUGGCUAGAAGAAACUGUGUCUGCCCUCCUCAGCACCCGCCGAAGCCUAAAAAUUCACUGGAUUCCAUAUUUAUUUAUUCUAUUGCUCAAAAUUUUGUCAGAGCUUGGGCGAGUCAAGUUUUUUGCGCCACAACUUGGUGAACCUCCGCAGCUGACGCAGUCCUUGCCGGAAGGAGGAUUCUGGUAGUCCCAAAGUAACUUUUCCAAGCUCUGGUUUGGUUUUUGGUUUUUCAGUGAUAGCCGUUGAGGAAUUUCCGCUGGUUUUCAAGUUUUGAAAUGAUGCGACAUACUAAGGUCUCUGGAGGGGGGGGGGGGGGGGAACAUGCAAUAAAACAGACUCAUUUGCUCCCAUUUAGAGGCAGUGGCAGUUCUCACGGAGGAUGAGAAAACCAUUCUGGGGUGUAAAAGUGAAUGGGUGGGGGCCAGAACUUGUUUAGUUUUUAACCAAAACAUUAAAAAGCUCCAUAUUA